AUGAAGUGCUUUGAUAUAUGUGGUAAGGCGCAGCAGCAAGCAGCAGGCGACUCAGGUUACGGAAAUGACUCGAGAAAGGUUCCGCAUUUUUUCACUGCAGAGAGCGAUCAGCCGGACAAACCAGAGCAGGACUGGAGACAGCAGCACAGGGGACAGCCGGGGUUGCUUGGUGUUCUCGAUGAGGUUGACAGUUGCUCCGCUCACAUGGGGAACACAGACAGCUUCAAUCUGCUUAGGAAGGACUCCGGGAAGGGUGGGAAACUUGACAUACCACAAAUUACAGUAAUUCAGGCUUCGCCGCUCCCUGCGGACAGAUCUGCCUUUAUCCUGCCUGGGCCUGAACAGACUGCAGCUCAGGUAAACACUGCUUGUGCACUUGAGGGCCCAGAAGAGGCAGAGCAGCUGGGUUCUGGUUCUCAGCACAUGUUCCUCUCCACACAGCAGGAGACAGAGGACAAGGUGGAUGGGUGCAGCAGUUUGUCUGGCAGUGAGGACAGCUGCAGUCCAAAAGGUAGCCGGAAACACUUUAUCCAGGUGAUGAUGAACAGUUCUCCUGAAGUAAGGCACAGUGUGGUGCUCCGACGCUCUGUCUGCCCCACUUCCAGGAGUGACGCUGACUCAGCCUCACUGGUCUCUGCCAGCCUGGAUGAGGACAGAACCUCUGUCACCUUGGACCCCGUGGAGCAUGAGUGGAUGAUGUGUGCCUCAGAUGGGGAGUGGGGCAGCCUCCAUCGGCUCCUCUGUACAGAACCAACCCUGGUCCUGAAGAGGGACUUUGUUACUGGUUUCACCUGCCUGCACUGGGCUGCUAAGCAUGGCAAAGCGGAGCUGAUAGCUCUGAUCAUCAACUUCGCCAAACAGCACUACCUUCCCAUUAGCGUGGAUGUUCGAUCCAACAUGGGCUACACACCGCUGCAUAUAGCUGCUAUCCAUAACCACACGGAGGUGCUGAAGCUCCUAGUGGGGGCUUUUAACGCAGAUGUGGAAAUCAGAGACUACAGUGGGAGGAAGGCCUGUCAGUACGUCACCAACAAUGUGAGCGUGGACAUUCGAGACAUCAUAGGAGCAUAUGAGCUCUUUAAAUCCAAAGGUGCAGAGCGCAGGGUUGGAGGGCGUUGGAGGUUCUCUAAGGUCCUCCCAAACAACCUUAAACCCAUUUACCAGCUCAGCCUUAGGGACAAUGACCCUACAGACGAGGAGGGCUGUCUCAGGGAAAGACCUGUCAGGAGGAGGUCUUCACUGAGCAGGAUGAAGCCCAACCUGCAGAAGAUGCGCCUCAGAGCAUCCCAGAUUGUUCACAGCACAUCUUUCCAGGACAAACAGGAGACUGACGAAUCUGAGGAGAAGUCCUCCAGGUCAAGACCCAAAACACAUUUCCUAGGUUGAGCCCAAGUCUGCUACAUGAUACUUCUUAUCCAGGUUAAUCAUGGAAUGUUUGGAUCCAUUUGGUCGUCAUGGGUCGUAACCUUCAGCACUUACCUCUCUCUCCCCUACCUGAUGCUUCACACUGGUGAUCAGCUGAAAGAAGGCUACCGCAUUUCUCUAUCCCUUAGAGCAAAGCCAAAUUCAUCUGUAUAGACAUAUUUCUCACCGUGAAAAGCAGGAAACUAAACAGCACCACCUACAAACCCUUUUGAGCUACCGUAGCUGUUGAGCAGCUGACUGGAGGCUCCAGAGGAGCAGGUAGUGUGUAUAAUUAACCAGCUAAUAUUUGUUAUACUUGUUACUCUAUGAAGAACAGAAUGCACAAAUGAAAAUUAUUAAAUUCAAUUUUUUUCUACUGGAAUCUGUUUUUGCUACAGGAGGAAUACUACAUGAAGCUCAGUAUCCUCACAACAGGCUGAACGGUUUAUACUGGGUUUACUGGGUUAUUUGUCCUUACUGGUUCUGCUCAGUCACAGUCCAAAGUUUAAGUGAACCAUAAGAAGCUAAAUAACUAAUCCAGAUUAAAAGGCUGUGACAUUCUGAGCCAGCUCCAGGUUGGCCUGCUUCUUUUUAUCUAUCCUCAGCUGACACUAAAGCCUCAUUGUGUAACUUGGAGCAGGAAGCAUAUUUCUCUGUUCCAUUCAAGGCUAAUCUGGGUUUUCAGGUGGUUCAUUAGCACUGACAGGUUAGGUAACUGGUUUUGGAUAUACCUAUGUGCUAAAAUGCCUUUCUGGACUAAAGGUCAAAUAAAAGCUGUUUAACAGCUAAUGCUUUGGAAUCAGAGAGAAUCAUAACUAAGAAUGUUUGUGUACAUAAAGUGUAAUGCCAGUGAGCUGGUGGGAACAGCAUAAAGUGCCCUGCAAACUCUUUCUGUUUGGGUCAGAUUUCAAGAUUUCAAUUUGCAGUGUUAGUUGUCUUUCAUCCAUAGCAUUCUGCAAGUAGGCCAGAAAAUUCAGUUUUGCUCUCCUCUGAUCAGGUCACCUUUUUCCACGUUGGCUGUGUCUCCUACAUGGUUUGUGGGAAAAUGCAAACAGAACUUUUGACUUUAACUCUCCUUACCCAGCCCAUCAGUUUAGCUUUAGAACCUAACCUUCCUGACCUGUCUGCUGUGUCCUUGGUCUUCAUGAUGCUGUUUGUUCUCUCAUGUUCUCUAACAAACUUCUGAGUGCAGAAACAGAACCACUACAUUUGAAAAUGGUUAUUUAGGAUUACUGACAAGGUGACUUCCAAAGGCAGUUGGUUGUGCUGGAUUUUUAAGGGUAUCAGAGCAAAGGGCGUUGAAUAGACAUUUGAAAUUUUAAUUUUGAACAAUGUUGGAAAACACGUAUCAUCCUUGUUUCCCUUCCCGGUUGUUCUGCAUUACUUUGGAUCCUCAGUGGAGUUCACCAAGGAUCCAUUCCGUCACAUGGAACGAGACAAAAUGUGCACUGAAUCUCAGCCCUGUUGUGAGUAACAGCUCCACAUGAAGAAAUGUAUUAAUCACCAACAUGCUGUUUAAUGUCAGAGCUCAGCCUCACCCAACAUGCUGCUCAGGUUACUCAUACCACAGGCCCAGCUACUCACCUGGAACUUGCCACAGCCAGCUCACAGAAACACACUGUUUCAGGCACAAAGCAAACCUCCUUUACUGAAACGCCCAACCAUUAUUAUUAGCCCAAAGUACAUGUGUCAAAUAUUAAAAAUGUGUCCUACAGCCAGAAGCAGUUUUGUUAAAGUGGAUCAGAUGCCUGGCUCAGCAGGGUCAGGAUCAGCUGCUAUGCAUGUUUCUGAUUUUUGCUUUUAGGAUUCUGCUGGCUGUUCUUCAUACGUCAUUGAUGUUAUCUGCUGCCAUUUUGCGCUGUCUUUAGUUAAUUAAGCAUAGGAAAUAACUCAUUGUGAUUUAUUUUUUUUACAAAGAUCUUCUCCACAUUUUUGAUAAAAUAUGUUUUUCCUCCAGAUCUCUAUCUGUUCCUGCAGAACACAAUGACUUUGGGAUGUUAGCAUGUAAAGACGUUUUACACUAAUACUUAUUAUGAGGGCUGCGUGUCUUGCUCUUCGGGUGCACAGAUAAUCAAAUACUUUUAAUGGGGUUUAAUAUACAGGAUGACAUAUCUCUGAAGAGGUUUUUGAACAUAAUUUUGAUUUUUACAAAAUAAAUUUUAUUUGAAAGAAA
Molecule: messenger RNA, 3577 nt
Organism: Girardinichthys multiradiatus
Lineage: Eukaryota; Metazoa; Chordata; Actinopteri; Cyprinodontiformes; Goodeidae
Product: ankyrin repeat domain-containing protein SOWAHC-like
Exons: 1
Coding region: 1-1386 (461 amino acids)
Molecular function (GO): protein binding
Source: RefSeq, a predicted model, not a curated record